AUGGCCAAAUCUUCUCCUCGUAGUGCCGCCCCCAGUCCGACAUCAACAAUGGAACCUUUGGAAGAAACGACAAGAUAUAAUUUGACCGCAGAAGGAAAUUUCGAUCCUGUCAUUCAACACAUCAAUACUUCCGCUGGGAUCCGUCCUAUUGGUCCUCCCUCCAAGUCCAAAAUUCCGCAUGCUGCGAAGCGUGUUGUUGUACCUUCUCCAUUGCAAAUUGGAAGAACGUCUACUAUCCCUGGAUUGAUGGAAUUUCUAACCAAAAACGUUGGCUUUUUCAAAACACCGCCCAAUGCCUUCUCUGAUUAUUUGACAUCGAUGGAUAUUGAAAGCAUACGAGACUUGGCGGAAGCGGUCGAGGAUGAUGAUGUGAUGGCCGGUUCCAUGAGAAUGGUCUUAAGAAAUUCAAGAAAGGCUCGUUCGUCAAAGCCGUUCUUACAAUCGAGACUUUGA
Messenger RNA from Cylindrotheca closterium, 453 nucleotides. Lineage: Eukaryota; Bacillariophyta; Bacillariophyceae; Bacillariales; Bacillariaceae. The record is from the annotation of a GenBank genome assembly.